GCCGCCGGCAGUUGGAGCCCGAGCCCCGCGGCGAGCGCACGAGUGCAGUGAGCGCGCAGUCCGAGUGUCCAGUGCAGUGAGUGUGUAUAGUGCGUGCCACACCGGCGCUGCAGUGAGUGUGCCAUGCGGGACGCGGCGCCCCGGCGGCGCGCGGCGCGGCGCUGACCCGAUGCGCGGCGCGCGGAGUCCGCGGCGCACGCCGCUGCUGCUCGCCCUCGCCCUCGCCUGCCUGCUGCGCUGCGCGGCGGGGGCGGGCGUGUUCGAGCUGCAGAUCCUGGAGUUCUCCAACUACCGCGCGGCGCUGGCGUCGGGCGCGUGCUGCGGCGGCGGCGCGCGCGCAGCGGCCGAGCAGGCGUGCGCCGCGCCGUGCCGCACCAAGUUCUCGCUGUGCCUCAAGGAGUACCAGUCCGCCGCCGCGCCCGGCGCCUGCUCCUUCGGCCGCGCCGCCUCGCCCGUGCUCGGCACCGACUCCUUCACGCUGGCCGAGCCGCUCUACACGCUGGCGCUGCCCUUCUCCUUCCGCUGGACGCGAUCCUUCACGUUAAUACUGCAAGCUUACGACGACUUCGAGUACUCCGAUCCAGAGGCGGGGCUGGUGGAGGAGGCGUGGUGGUCGGGCAUCGUGGAGCCGAGCGCGGAGUGGCACGCGCUGCAGCACGCGGGCGCGGCCGCGGCCGUGGCGUACCGCGUGCGCGUGCUGUGCCAGCCCAACUACUACAACACCACGUGCACCACCUUCUGCCGCCCGCGCGACGACAAGUUCGGCCACUACUCCUGCACCUCCGAGGGCGACAAGCGCUGCCUGCCCGGCUGGCAGGGGGACAACUGCGAGAAACCUGUGUGCAAGGAAGGCUGCCACCCCACACACGGCCGCUGCGACCGCCCCGGAGACUGCGAUUGCCGGCCGGGCUGGCGCGGCGAGCUGUGCUCCCAGUGCCAGCCGUACCCGGGCUGCAAGCACGGCUACUGCAACGGCUCCUCCUGGGACUGCACCUGCGACACCAACUGGGGCGGAAUCCUGUGUGACCAAGAUCUCAACUACUGCGGCACGCACGAGCCGUGCCAGCACGGCGGCACGUGCGAGAACACGGCGCCCGACCAGUACCUGUGCCGCUGCGCCGAGGGCUUCUCGGGCACGGACUGCGAGCGCGUGGACAACCCGUGCGCGCCGCAGCCGUGCGUGCACGGCGAGUGCUCGCUGGCUGCCUCGCCGCGCGGGUUCGCGUGCGCCUGUCAGCGCGGCUGGGCGGGCGCGCUCUGCGACCAGGACGUGGACGACUGCGCCAGCGCACCCUGCCGCAACGGCGCCACCUGCCGGGACCGCCUCGACGCCUUCGUCUGCGACUGCGCUCCCGGCUGGACCGGCUCCACCUGCACUGAAGAUGUGAAUGAGUGUGAACAGAGGGGGGUAGAGGCAGCGAACGGUGGGGCCGAAGGUUCGCUGGGUCCUUGCGUGAAUGCAGCGGCGUGCAACAACACGGCGGGCGGCUACUCGUGCGCCUGCCUGGCCGGCUGGACCGGCCGCGACUGCGAGGCCAACGUGGACGACUGCACCGGCCAGUGCCUCAACGGCGCCACCUGCAUCGACCUCGUCGACGACUUCCACUGCGCGUGCGCGGCCGGCUACUCGGGCCGCACGUGCGCGCUCGACGUCGACGACUGCGCGCCGCGGCCCUGUCGCAACGGCGGCGAGUGCGUCGACUUGCUCAACGCGUACCGCUGCAUCUGCCCCGUCGGCUUCUCCGGCACCAACUGCGAGGACGACCGCGACCACUGCGCAGGCGCUCCGUGCGGGAACGGCGCAGCUUGCUACACGGCCCAGAGCGACUACUACUGCCACUGCGCCCCCGGCUGGACCGGCAAGAACUGCACGCAGCGCGCAGCUAAAGAACAGAGCGACGUGUGCACGGCGGGCGGCGCGUGCGUGCGCGGGCGCUGCGUCCGCGCGCCCCCCGCGCCCCCGCGCUGCGUCUGCCAGCCCGGACACUCCGGCGCGCUCUGCGACCAGCAGGUGAACGAGUGCGCGAGCAGCCCCUGCCGCAACAACGGCAGCUGCGUGGACGGCACCGCGGACUUCACGUGCAUCUGUCGCGACGGCUGGACCGGUAAAACUUGCUCAAUACGUGUAGACGGAAUUGAACACUGCCCUGAAGGAACUUGUGCAAACGGAGGAACGUGCGUACGCGAGGGAGGGGGCUGGCGCUGCGUGUGCGCAGGUGGCUGGGCGGGCGCCGCGUGUGACACGGCGCCGGCGCCCGCAGCGCCCGCCUGCCCGUGCGCGGCCGGCGGCACCUGCGUGCCCACCGCGGCGCCGCCCGGCUGGGCGUGCGCGUGCCGCGAGGGCCGCACGGGUGCGCGCUGCGAGCUGGCGGCCGAGCCGUGCGCGUCGGCGCCGUGCCGCAACGGCGGGCGCUGCGUGGGCGGUACGGGCUGGUGGGCGUGCGAGUGCGCGGCGGGCUGGUCGGGCGACACGUGCACGGUGCGCGCGCCGGCCUGCGCGCCCGCGUGCCCGCCGGCCGCGGCCUGCGUGGCGGACCCGCUGCGGCCGGAGCGCGGCGCGCGCUGCGUCUGUCCGCCGCCACCGCACCGCUCCGCUCGCCGCUGCCUCGAGAUGCUCGCGGGGCUGGGCGCGGACGGCGACGAGGGCGCGGAGCGAGACGAGGGCGGGGCGAGCGACGUGGGCGGGGGCGCGGACGGCGCGGACGGCGAGCCCGGCGCGUGCGGCGCCGACAACGGCACGUGGUGGUGGGGCUGCAACGCCUGCUGGUGCGAGGGGGGCGCGCCCGCCUGCACGCGCCUGUGGUGCGGCCUGCCCGACUGCCACGGCGCCGCCGCGCAGCCGUGCCGCACCGACGAGGUGUGUGUGCCGAGUGCGCCCGCGCUGUGUCUGCGCGGGCCGUGCGCGGCGCUGGGCGAGUGUAGGCGCGUGGCGGGGCGCCGCGUGGAGCCCCCCGCGCUCCCCGCGCCCCCCGCCUGCUGGCCCGGCGCCCGCGCGCCCCCGCCCGGCUGUGCGCGCGCCACGCUGCAGCUCGCGCGCGAGCGGCUGGCGCGCGGCGCGCACGUCGAGCGAGCGUGCGCCGCGCUGCGCCGGGCGCUGGCCGCGGCGCUGGCGGCCGCCUCGCACGGCGCGCCGCCCGCACCGCCGCUCGCACUGCUCUGUGACCUGGCGGCCGACGAUGAUGACGCGCUAGACCUCGCCCUGUGGAUUGGCGAUGAAGUGGGAACUGACGGCGCCGAGCGAGCCGAGGCGCUGGGAGCGGCCGUGCGCGCGCUCAGCGACCUCGUGGCGCGGCGCCGCCUCGCGCACCACGCGCUGCUCGGCGCCGCGCUGCGCCUGCGCGUGCCCGCCGCGCCCGCGCCGCUCGCCGACCCCUCGGCACCCGCCCCUGCGCUAACGAUGGCGCUGGCGGCGCUGGCGAUACUCGUGCUGGCGGCGGUGGCUGCGGCCCUCGUGUUCUGGCUACGGCGACGACGCGCCGCCGCCGCCGCCGAGCGCUCGCGGCGUUGCGACGAGGAAAAGUCGAACAAUUUACAAAACGAAGAGAACUUGCGGCGCUACGCGAACCCGCUGCGCGACGAGACGGCGGCGGGCGCGGCGCGGCGGCCGGCGGACGAGCUGCCGCGCGCGCACUCGCUGUACAAGGCGCAGAACGCCGACGCGCGCAACGACACGCCGCCGCGCGACAAGGAGCUGACGAAGCGCGCGCUGCCGCCGCCCGAGCCGCCGCCCGCGCGCCACCCGCCGCCCGAGCGCCUCACGGUGCUCGUGUGACGCCGCUCUCUGUGAUACUGUGCCGCGCCGCCGCAGCACGAUAUUAACUAUUUAUUGUUUACGACAUACAUCGCCAUUUUGUAAAUAUUGUAUUUUAUGUAAAUAAUGUUGAUCUGUGUGAAAGCUUUGUACGUUUUGUGAGUGAACAUUGAAGUAUUUUUGUUUGUAAAGGUUGUAAAGAGAAAAUGAGAAGUUGUUGUAAUAAAAAUAAACUGAGUUUA
Spodoptera frugiperda (fall armyworm) is the source of this 3993-nucleotide messenger RNA. RefSeq names its product protein serrate (gene Ser). Gene Ontology annotation, molecular function: Notch binding; calcium ion binding. Gene Ontology annotation, cellular component: plasma membrane; protein-containing complex. The record is from RefSeq and is a predicted model, not a curated record. Lineage: Eukaryota; Metazoa; Arthropoda; Insecta; Lepidoptera; Noctuidae. Gene Ontology annotation, biological process: heterophilic cell-cell adhesion; multicellular organism development; cell communication.